Molecule: messenger RNA, 1008 nt
Organism: Mizuhopecten yessoensis (Yesso scallop)
Lineage: Eukaryota; Metazoa; Mollusca; Bivalvia; Pectinida; Pectinidae
Product: neuromedin-U receptor 2-like
Exons: 1
Coding region: 1-1008 (335 amino acids)
Biological process (GO): G protein-coupled receptor signaling pathway
Cellular component (GO): membrane
Molecular function (GO): peptide binding; G protein-coupled receptor activity
Source: RefSeq, a predicted model, not a curated record
AUGGCGACUACCACGCCUACAUCAUGGGUCGACUCCUUACUCAACCACAAGAGCAGCACGUACGUUGAACUGACCAUCCUAACCAUCAUGGUGUUUCUCGGAUGUGGUGGAAAUAUCAAAGUAAUGUGGACUUUUGGAAAGGUCAAGACUCAAUUUGCUCGUCAAAUUAUGUCGUUAUUCUUCACACUUGCUAUUAGCGAUGGUCUGAUCUGUAGCGUGCGAAUUCCACUGAGAAUUUAUGGUCUACUGCAUCCUAGCUGGGAUGAAGGACAUGAGGUGUGUACAGCGUGGCACAUCACCUCUGCCAUUUUGGGAAUCAUUAUUUUUAAGAACCUGCUAGUCGCCCUACAACGCCUCAUCAUUAUGUAUUCCUUUCCUUUCUACCGUCGUCAUUUCACGCUGACCACCGUCCUGCUGAUCGUCGUCCUGAUCUGGGUGAUACACAUUGGCACUUUCAUCACCAUCACCGUCGUCUUCAACAUUAAGCUAUCUUACGAUAAUAAUGGCAUCUGCCAACUCAAGAAUGCGUAUUCUAGUAGAAACGAGACCGUGUGGUUCAUCGUGGAGGGCCUAAUAAGCGUGACCCCUGUGACCCUGACUGCCCUCUGUCAUAUGUGGAUAGUCUAUAAGAUAUGUAGCACAGGACUUACAAAAUUAGACAGGAUCGACGAACGAGCUAGCUACGUCCGUAUCAACACUAUGGCCAUUUUAAGAACACUGCUUGUAUUGGUGUGUUGGGUUCCUUAUCUCCUCGUAAACAUGUUAGGCGCCGAUCCCGAUCCGCUGACCCCGAGAAUCCGUGGGUAUCUGGACUAUUUACUAUGCGCUCAGUCGGUCAUCAGUCCAUAUAUAACACUUCAGGACUCGGAUUUUAGUGACUCGGUCACCCGCAAGAAGACGAUAGCACGACGAGGGAUUUUAAACGGCAACAGCUUCCGGCUCAGUCUGAAGAAAUGCAUCAGUAACAUCACUUCCGGGGAGCUACGAACAAACAGACCCACUGAGUAA